Molecule: messenger RNA, 1481 nt
Organism: Thrips palmi
Lineage: Eukaryota; Metazoa; Arthropoda; Insecta; Thysanoptera; Thripidae
Product: alpha-crystallin A chain-like
Exons: 3
Coding region: 206-721 (171 amino acids)
Biological process (GO): protein refolding; response to heat
Molecular function (GO): protein folding chaperone
Source: RefSeq, a predicted model, not a curated record
CCCAGAGGGACAGAUCCGAUCCGAUUCCCGAUCCGUUCGGUGACUCCACUAGACGCGACCCGACCAGUCCGUGGAAGGAGCGCGCUUCGCCGGCUACGCCACGACACGCGUCUCAGUUGCACGGGCAGCCUCUCAGUUUCGCGCCAAAAGUCGCGGACUCCGAACCACCCGACCCACUCCGCCGUUCGACGACAAGCAGUCCAAGAUGUCGCUGGUCCCGCUGAGCACCGAGCUGGACAACUGGAGGCCCUUCCGGCGGUCGUCCACGUGGGACCUCCUGGACAGGCCCUUCAAGGACGAGUGGCACUGGUACGACCGGCCCUACUGGAACCGGCCUUGGCGCCAGUACGAGGCCGCCCUCAACGGCCUCGCCGAGUUCUCCGAGGACAAGGAGAACUACUUGGUGAACCUGGACGUGGGCCCGUUCCGCCCCAGCGAGGUGAAGGUGAAGGCCGAGAACAACUACCUGACGGUGGAGGGCAAGCACGAGGAGCGGCCCGACGACCGCGUGGGCGGCUACACCAAGCGCCUGUUCGUGCGCCGCUACCACCUGCCCGACCACGUGAACCCGGGCCGCGUCACCGCCAACCUGUCGUCCGACGGCGUGCUCAUGAUCACGGCGCCCAAGUCGUGGUACCGCUCCGGCUUCACGCACGAGCGCGCCGUGCCCAUCACGCAGACCUACCUGCCCGCCCUCAAGUACAAGAGGAAGUGGACCUAGGCGCCUAGACACUGUCAGAGGUUGAGCGCGGCGGCGCGGCGCGCACCAAAGAAUGCGAAACACUCAUUCAAAAUGACGUCAAAAGGAUUGGUCAAAAUUUUGACUGAAAUUAGUCGUGUGGACAUCAAAUGACGUCACAGUGAGCGUUUCGUGUUCUUUGGGGUGACCGGGCUGGGCCGCCAGGCGUAGCUUCGCCUCCACGGCGAGGCACUUCAGGGCGGAGGGAAGGUCCCAGGGGGUGCCCUGCCCCAGCCUCCGGUUGCACCCCGCGAGGUUUCAAUUUGAAACUGCCCUGCCACCGUUCGGCUUUAGUUUGAGUUUUGUUUUGGCGCCGGAGGGGAGGCGGCGUGUCGCGUUCUUGUUCUUCCGUAGCGUAGCGCUAUGCAGCCUUGCCCAGGUAUUCGCCACCCAGGCCUCUGUCGUGUGACUGCACUAGUAGGGGUGAGAGCUUUGUUGUACUUUUCGCUGGUAACAAAUGUGCAGGGAUUGGCCAUCGGCUUAGCCUACUUUCAUCUCCUAAUUUGUCUGCAAUCGUAAUUCGAGAAUGUCCGGGAAAUUGAAAUUGCCUGGGUUGGCUAAGUUGCCUCAGAAUUUGCACUUCUUUUUUUCUCUAGAGGUUUAACACUAUUGGACUUUAGGUGUUCCGUCCAUGUUAACACUAAUGUGGUUGGAUAGAUCUGUACCUUGUACACGUGGACUGAGGUGCGGAUGUUAUUUGUUGGUUCUUUGUUUUUGAAUAAUAAAAAUGCCCUGCACAUUA